AUACUACAAAGAAUUUGACCGUUGAGCUUCUCUUCUCUGAUCUUCCAACUAAACCACAAAAACAAAACACAAGCACUAUUCUCUAUUUCAAACAAUCUCUCUCUGUUUCUCUUUCAAAGCAAGAAGAGAAAUCAAGAUUCAAUAGGCAACAAUGGAGGUUGAUUUUUCUUUCAAGGAGGAAGAUAUGGUGGUCGACGACGGAGUUGGGUACCCAAAAGCAUAUGCAAAGCUGUGUAGAGAUCGUGGAGCUGGGACUUACACCCAAGGCCCUCCCUUCACUUUCACUCCAAGCGCAUUGCAGCAACAUGAGAUUUUGAAAGCAAAAGAAUUAGAGCAGAUGUUCCCAAUUAUUGACCCAAAAGCAAAGCAAACUGCUAGACCCAAGAUUUUUGUGGGUCUCUUGUGGAAGCAACUCAGUCAUCUAGGGAAUGCUGGUUUUGAUCCUGCAGUAAUUAGAGUUGAUCCAUAUGGCAAUGUUCUAUAUUUCCAUGCUGAUAGGUCUUCUCCUCUUGCUUGGGACAUUGACCAUUGGUUUCCUUGCCAAAGGGGAGGAUUAACAGUUCCAAGUAAUCUGAGAAUACUGCAAUGGCAAGUGUGCAAGAGAAAGCAUAACAAGUUAGAGUUUCUUGUUCCAUGGUGGGAUCUUCAGUUGGGUAUUUCAGUGAACCAGUUUUUAUCUAUAUUUGCUUCUUCCAACUCGGAUUUCAGGCACAGGGCUUUUUCAUUUUUGUUUUCGGAAGGUGAAAAUGAAGAACUAAAUGCUUCACAGACUGUGGAUUCACAUUCUUUUCCUCAACAUUUCAUUGAAUCAAAGGAGCAACUAGGCCUUGCUCCAGCUGCCCUUGUUGUAUCUCGAAAAGAGUCCUAUGAGGCUUUGAAAUCAUUGGAUUACAAUAGGCAGAUAAGGCCACAUUCUCCUGCAAUCGCUGCUCGAAAAGUAAAGCCUGGAUACUUGAAAGAAAAUGAGAAUCCAGACUUUGUGACAAACCCAUACCAAGCCAUUGUCAUGGCCAGAGAUUCUCUGAAGCAAAGAGAAGAAGCUCAGAAGAUGCAAGCUGAAAUACAAAAAAUGGAUGAUGAAGUUAAUGAAAUGAGGAGAAAAAAUGAUGAGGAAAAGCUUGCUAUCCAGGACUUAGAGUUGGAACUGAUAAAGCGUAGGAGAAGGGCAGAAAAGUGCAGGCGGCUAGCUGAGGCACAAUCUUCAUAUCGGACUAUGUUAGAGAAGAUGAUUAGAGAUGCUAUGCACCAGAGUGUCAUUUACAAGGAACAAGUAAGACUGAACCAGGCUGCAUCUAAUGCACUGAUGGCAAGGCUUGAAGCACAGAAAGCAAUUUGUGAUGCCUCAGAAAAAGAACUUCACAAGAAAUACAAACAAAGAGAUGAUCUUGAGACACAGAUAAGACCUGAAUGGGAACAUGCAAGGAAGAGAACAAGAAUGGAUGAUAUGUUAUCUGAAGAUAGAGACCACAAUAAAGCUAUUCUUUUUUUGCCAGGAACCAGGCCAAGAACACCUCUACACAAGGAGCUGAGAGUAUUUCUUGAGGAGGAACUAAGAGCAUCAGAAGCUGCCAUAUCUGCCAAUGAAGAUAGGAAGCAUGAAGAAAUUGGAGAGGAUGUGAAAAUGCCUGCAAAAAAUAUCAUGUAUGAGAAGGGCCAUGAUGCUCAUAAUAAAUCCAUUGUUGCGUUGGAGAAUGGAUUCUCAAUUGAGCGUGAGCUUCAGGCACUAGAAAUAGGUGAAGGGAAAAGAGACAAAAUUCAAUUCCCAAUUAUCAGAGAAGUAGAAAUAGAAGAAGAUGAAGAGAGCAGGAAGCAGCGUGGGAAGGGAAAUGUAGAGAGGUGGCUACAAAUGCUGCUGGAGAACUCUCAAGAUGAAGUAGAACGUGAAAAUUCAAAUGAACAUGAGAAAAGCAGGACAGAUGAUAUAAUUACAAAGCUCAACCAAAAGUUCCCACAAAAGGAGGUGAAAAGGCAGCAACAGAUAAUCCAAGAGAAGGAUAAGGGAAAGGAGGUAGAAGAGAUUGCUGACAUUGAAGAAAGUAACACACUGACAAGGAGAGACAAUCUAGAUGAGGCCAGUGAAGGGAUCAGAAGUAGAAAGAGUAUUGAAGGGAAAGAGAGGAUAGAGAAUGGAAAAGAAAGAGCGGUCACAAGGUCUGAAAGUGCCAGGACCUUGCGGCGUAUUCCAUCUUCUCCUUUGCUCUUGGGUAUGAGAAAGGGAGUGGAAUGUAUGAGGAAGAAGCCAAUGGUAACUAGUGAUGAUGACAGUAAUGAGGAUCAUAAUGAAGGAAACAGCUUCAUCAAGUCAUCCAUCAAAACAAUCAAGAAAGCAGUGAAAAUAUGACAUUUCAAUUUCUCCAUAUUGAAGCAUUUGUAUUGUAUCUAUACUUUUUCAUUUUCCCUUUCUUUUUUUUUCUUUUACCGAUUGGUUUUAUAGUGUGCAAUAGCUGCUGCAUAAGCUAAAUAAUUGUGUGACUUCCAUGUAUAUUUUGUUGUCUUUGAUUUUCCUUGGCUUUAAAAGUCAAGCUAGUGUCCAUUUCAAAUACAUAUAAAUCUUUUCUUCCUGGUUCAA
This is a messenger RNA of Jatropha curcas, 2569 nucleotides long. Its product is annotated as trichohyalin. The record is from RefSeq and is a predicted model, not a curated record. NCBI's taxonomy places the organism in Eukaryota, Viridiplantae, Streptophyta, Magnoliopsida, Malpighiales, Euphorbiaceae.